This is a messenger RNA of Macrosiphum euphorbiae (potato aphid), 330 nucleotides long. NCBI's taxonomy places the organism in Eukaryota, Metazoa, Arthropoda, Insecta, Hemiptera, Aphididae. The record is from the annotation of a GenBank genome assembly.
AUGUCUGAUAAUUCGUUUGAACUGCCUUGGAGCGCUGACAAUCCAUUGCACUUUGGAAAUAUUCCAGAAAAUCCUGUAAUUAGUGAGAUUAUCUGUCAAUUGGAAAAUUGUUUAAGGCAAAGAGAAAAACUCAGUUGCCCUAGUGAUGAAAUAGACACUCGAAUAUCAUCAGUCAUUCGACAUGCUAUGGAUAGUGUUAAGAAUCUAAUGGAACAAAAUUUAACGCCGUUAACAGACAUCCAAAAACAGUUUUUAAUAAACAAAAGUAGGUUGUUCAUAAAAGAUGCAAUCAAAGUUGUUGAGAAAACCUUGAAAAUGCAAUCAACCUAA